Messenger RNA from Chelmon rostratus (copperband butterflyfish), 4309 nucleotides. RefSeq names its product centrosomal protein 85 (gene cep85). Bases 119 to 2512 code for a protein of 797 amino acids. The transcript is spliced from 14 exons. Lineage: Eukaryota; Metazoa; Chordata; Actinopteri; Chaetodontiformes; Chaetodontidae. The record is from RefSeq and is a predicted model, not a curated record. Gene Ontology annotation, cellular component: centrosome.
GCGGAACAACAGCGGCAGCGGAUGGUAGAGAUUCGGCUUCGGUUGCCAGCCUCAAACCGAGAUUUGUUACUGCUUUCUAUGCUUAUGUGAAGCGAAAGGUGACAUUGUCUUGUAUGGAAUGACAACCUCGCAGAGAUAUAUUGAAUCGAAACCAGCAGCUCGCUUUGCUGAUAUGGAGUGGCAGACACCAGCUGUGUCCGAGAAGUUCCAAAGCCGUUUUGGACACCGGCCUGGAACAUCGGACAGUGGGGACACUGGUCUUGGCACCUCAGCAUCUGACAGCACAGAAGACUUCUGCAGUUCCAGCAGCAGCCCCCCUUUCCAACCCAUCCGCAGUCAGAUCCCCAUACCCACUGCACAUGUCAUGCCAUCCACGGCCGGAGCCCCGGCCUCUAAGCCCCAGUCCUGUGUCCAGGGGGACACCCUUUCCUCCGUUGAGGGUCACAGGUCUUCCUCUGGCUCCAGAACCCCGAGUGGCUCGACCUCCAAGUCUUCCUCUCUCUCCAAAUCAGCAUCCUCACCCAACUUGGAUGCUCAGGCCAGUGUUGGAGGUGAUCUUGGAGGGCCAAAGCCAGACUGCCUGAGCCGCUACCGCAGCCUUGUCAAUGGGCUGGACCACUCGCUCUUCCCCUCGGAUCACACGCGGGUGGAUGAGGGCCAGAGGUUUGACACUCCUGCUGUGGAGCCUACGCUAAAUCAGUCAGCCCUGCUGGGGGGGUUUUGCCCUGAUGUCAGACUCCGAUUACAGGCGACCGGGAUAAGAGACACCUCAGACUGUGUGUCUGAGGCCUACAGAGGAGGCAUGGAGCACAGCUAUAAGGUUCUUCCUGAAGCCAGGCCCGGGGUUCCUGGCACAGCAGAAACCUCUAAUCAGAGGGGCAGUCAGCCUGGUGCAGCCGGAUCCCCUGGAGUUUAUGCAAACCCUCUCAGCCUGCAGACACAGACUAUGCUGAGGGAGCAUGCAAGCUCCAAGGGUUAUGAGCCAUUGCGGCAGGACAGAUGUAGUGAAAUGUCCAGCUGGCAGCAACAACAGCAGCAUAAGCAGCAACUGGAGAGUUUACGCCUGCAAGUGGAACAAAUGCAGUUGAUGAGCGCUGGAGUGGGUCAGUACCCAUCUAUGUACUCAACGCCCACUCACUCAGAGUCUGGCAAGUGGGAUGCUCUGGUCAAAGCCAGUGAGAGUCUGCUAAAGGAGAAGGAGCUAAUAAUUGAGAGACAAAAGCAGCACAUGACCCAGUUGGAGCAGCGUCUGAGGGAAAGCGAGCUGCAAGUCCAUGGAGCCCUCUUGGGCCGAGGAGCUUCUUAUGGGGAUAUGUGUAUGCUGCGGUUACAGGAGGCUCAGAGGGAGAAUGUUUUCCUGAGGGCGCAGUUUACUGAGCGCGCCGACUGUGCUGCCCUGGAAAAAGCGGAGGCAGAGCGCAGGCUGGGGGCAGUUGAGGCGGAGACACGCCGACUCACUGACAGCCUGAAGGAGACCUGUGAGAGACACGCGGAGGAGAUGAAGAAACAGGAAGAGAGGAUUCGCAGUCGAGACAAGCACAUCAACAACCUGAAGAAGAAGUGUCAGAAGGAGUCUGAGCUGAAGAGGGAGAACCAGCAGCGCAUUGAGACUCUGGAGCGCUAUCUAGCUGACCUUCCCACCUUGGAGGACUACCAGAGCCAGAACAAGCAGCUUCUCGAGGCUGAACAGCAGGUGGCUCAGCUCCAAGAGAAAGUGCGAGAAUUGGAGGUCUGUCUAGAGACGACACGCUCACAACUACGGGAGAAAGACACACAUCUGGAAGAACAGAAACGCAGGGAGAGAGACCUGCUGACCACCAUUACCGACAUGCAGCAGCGGGUACAGCAGGGCCUUGAGGAUGGAGCCAGACUGCCCUCCCUGGACAUUGAGAAGCUCAGAGGAGAAAACAACACUCUGAGGGAGGAGCAGCAGAGACUUAAGAAGGUCAUUGAGAAGCAGCACCGAAUGAUGGAACAGCUUGGCUCCCAGAUCCAGGCUUUGGAGGAGCAGAUAUCUCAGGAAGAGAGUAGCUCUCAGGCUCUCAGAGAAGAGGUGCUGGCCAAAGAGCAGAAUAUGUUUGAGCUCCACACAGCCAUGAAGGAGCUGUCAUCCCAGAACCAGGAACUGAUGGAGCAGAAUCUUAACCUGCAGGAGCAAAUGAGCGACCCAGAGCAGAGGAGCACUAGCCAGGCCUCCUCUGCCCUGCAGCCAGCUGGAGCUCGCCUUACACAGAGGCUACAUGUGGAGAUCGCUUCCUGCCUCAGUGAACUGCGCUCCCUGUGCAGCAUUCUGACCCAGAGAGCUCAGGGACAAGACCCCAACCUCUCCCUGCUGCUCGGCCUCACAUCGCCCCCAACAGUGUCAGAGCAGGCCGAGGACUGGAUGAGUCCAGAGGUGCUGCAGAAGAAACUGGUUGAAGCUCAACAGCUCCGUCGAGACGUUGAGGAACUACGCAACGUAAUACUGGACCGUUACGCGCAGGACAUGGGAGAAAACUGCAUCACCCAAUAACCUUGGCACCCAGGUGAUGGAAUAAACUUGCGUAAGCCCCACUUCACCUCUGACGCAUCUAAAAUGGGCUCGUCUUUCACUCACUGAAUGUCGGAAAGAGGACUGGAUGUUAAUUUUCUUUAAAUGAGGACAGAGGAAAGCCCAAAUGGUUUAGCUUCUCCUUCUCUCAGCUGACUGUGCAUCGAUUCUCGAGCCUGCCUGUAGCUCAGAACCCUCCCCACCCCCCCGGUGAGUUCAUCUAUUUCAGUCCAAGGGCUAACAGAAAAUAACUUACCUCUAAUACUUGAUCCUUAAGCAUUGUGUGUCUGUGUGUGCGUGUGUGUGUGUUUUUGUUUUUUUUUUUAAUGAUGAUGACAUGAUACUGUCAGUUAACAGUCUUAUACUUUUUGUUCCACCUUAGUGGAUAAGUAUUUGUAUAGGAGUCCCUUAUAUGUAAUUUAUUUAAAUCUUAAUUUCCCUCUGAGGGGAAUUAUUGAAGAAGUGGUUGACAAUCAACUGAAACUAUUUUAAUCUGUGCUUUUAACUGAAUUCACAAGGAAAAUGUUACUAACAAGCCAUUAUUUAAAAUGGUGAAUACAGUAACAUAAGACUGUGCUGUGAGGUAUAAGACUUGACAACCAAAUGGUUUAAUACCAAAUCAGCUUCUCACACCAACAGGCCUCCCAACAGUUUUACUACCAAAGAAACUCUGGUCGAAGCAGUUGUGCAAGUCUGUGAAUGUUUGUGCUGCAGGCCUUGUUCUGAAUGAAUACCAACUGUGUGCCUUUCUGUCACAUUUGCAACCACAAUGCUAAUUCAUUUUUAGACCAACCGCAAAGGGUUGUUUACAGCUGACUCUUCCAACAUGAUCUUUGUCUCAGUGUAUCAACCAGUAGGAUAGUCAAUACAUUCCCUGACUCUGAAUGUAGCAGAUAACUCUGGGCCUCUUCACAGAGCUCGUGGAGGCCCCCUACACUGUUGUUUUUUUUGGUUCCUGUUAGAUAAAUGAAGUUGAAACUCUUCAGUCUGUGUGAUGUUUGUAGAAUCUGCUCCUGUAGAUGAAUAACAGUAUACUGUACAUUUCAGGUUGAUAUUGGCUGACUGGCAUUCGACAGUAUUAAUCUCCAGUAUUAUUUAUUUUCUUUGUCUGCAUUGACAACUCAGUGAGUCCUCCUAAUGUGUUGCUGUAACAAUGUGCUGAUGUGUUCGAGCAAACUUGGCAUCCACAAUGUGUAAAGGUCCCAUGAAGUGGCUUUUAGAUAGUACUUUUCUCCUGUGAUUUGACGUGUGUCAUAGAAGAUGAGAUGUUGGCACUGGAUUUAGUGUCGGGCGGGACAAAGAUUGGCAGCAGUCAUUGAGGAUCCUUCACCUUCUUCAGGUGGAUGGAGGACUUGUUUUGAGCCCACGUGAUGAUGAUGGGAGGGGUUGGCUGGAUCACCCCGAAAUUACCAAUCACAUGGUACUGGAUGGAAUUUUCUAUUUGCCCUGAGUGCAGGAUAAGCCAUUUAAAAUAACUUGCCACUUUACAGGAGGAGAAAGGGAUUAUAUUAUAAAAAUAUGCAACAAUGACCUUUUUUCUUUGCCAAAAAUUGUACAGGACAACACACGCAGGGACACACAAGCCAUUUUUCAUUUCAUGGGACCUUUUUAACAACUCAAUUAGCACAAGAUUUAUCUUUGGAAAGUCAGGCUCCGCAUGCCUUAACAUCUCAAAUGUUUUUGCAAAAGGGAAAAAGAUGUUUAUAUUUUCAUACUUUUGUCCUUGUUUGUAUUUGCAUAUUUUAGAAAUAAAGAUUUUUGACAUUUUGUUUUCAUUUA